This is a messenger RNA of Etheostoma cragini (Arkansas darter), 1905 nucleotides long. It is a transcript of the gene plpbp, whose product is annotated as pyridoxal phosphate binding protein. The record is from RefSeq and is a predicted model, not a curated record. Bases 313 to 1050 code for a protein of 245 amino acids. Gene Ontology annotation, cellular component: intracellular anatomical structure. The transcript is spliced from 8 exons. Gene Ontology annotation, molecular function: pyridoxal phosphate binding. Lineage: Eukaryota; Metazoa; Chordata; Actinopteri; Perciformes; Percidae.
UUUUGAAGGCCAAUUGUCGUCAUCGCCGACACGUUCGUCGACGUUAUAUGUCGUAGCCGUUUGACUAUAUGUGGAAAGUAGCAAUGUCGGAGGAGGUUAGGAAGGCGCUACAGUCGGUAGUGGAACGGGUGAACCAGGCGGCGGCACGGCGGCCCAAGGUAACUACAGCCCGGGACGCUCCGCUCCGGAGCACCGCUGCCGUCGCUCCACUCUCGGGGUCCGAACAAGUCGUGCUGCGGUAGCACGACUUGUUAUACACUACCAGCCCUGCCGCCCCGCCUCGUAGCGGUCAGCAAGACCAAACCCCCAGAGAUGGUUGUGGAGGCCUACAGACAAGGGCAGCGUAACUUUGGAGAAAAUUAUGUUAACGAACUUGUGGACAAAGCUUCAGACCCUCUGAUUUUAGACUCGUGUGCAGACAUCAAGUGGCACUUUAUCGGCCAUCUACAGAAGAAUAAUGUCAACAAACUUUUGGGCGUGCCAAACCUGUUCCUUGUGGAGACGGUCGACUCGGCGAAACUGGCUGACCGGGUCAACAGCUCAUGGCAGCGCAUCAGAGGAGCCAGCACGCAGAGGCUAAAGAUCAUGGUGCAGCUCAACACCAGCGGAGAACAGAGUAAACACGGGCUGCCGCCAGAGGAGACGGUGGACACAGUGAAACACAUCGUGUCCCAGUGCUCUGCCCUGCACUUCUUAGGACUCAUGACCAUUGGACGCUACGGCUACGACCUCACCCUGGGGCCCAAUCCCGACUUUCAGAUGCUGCUGAGUCGGAGGCAGGAGGUGUGUGACGCUCUGAAGAUGCCUCUGGAGGACGUCGAACUCAGCAUGGGUAUGUCCACAGACUUUGAACAUGCGAUCGAGGUGGGCUCCACCAACGUGCGAGUGGGUAGCAUCAUAUUCGGCAACAGAGAUUAUCCCAACAGUGCAGCAAACACUCCAAACCCCAGCCCGCAGCCCAGCCCAGCCCCCAGCCCCGAGAAAACGGCCAAGUCGGUGUCCGAAGAGGCCGCCAAGAAGAUGCAGCACCUCACUGUGUCUGGACACUAAGAAGAGCGUCUUCUCCUCCUCUGAUAAAUACCUUUUUUUUAAGAAAGAAUAGAAAAAAACACUCUUCACAUGCAGACUGACUAGAGCAGUGAAGCAGAUGACUUCCACAGAGCCACGUGGAGCUAUGAUUGCAGAAUUCUUGCGUACUUUUAAAGUGUAAUUGCCUAAUUCUCUCCACUUUUUUUGAGUGCCCUUCUUGCUCUUUUAAGCAUUAAAAAGUGGCAUUCACUACAAAAGUAGUUUUACUUUUUUUUAAUUUUUAUUAGUGUGUUACUAACCUAUAGUGCUUUGACUUCCUUCCCACGGAACCGUCUCCUCCAAGAUUACCGUCUACAACACAAAUGUACAACUAUUGAAAAACGAUUUCACACAAGUUUUCCAGAUAGCAGGGAGGAUUUGUUUGGGUUUGUUGCGCUGAUGCGAUAUUUUGUACCUUUCCAACACACGUGGCCAUGCUGAAACGGAGCAUCGAUUGUGCACAGCGUCCCAGAGAUCAGGGACGCCACGCGGUACAGUGUAUGCUUCGAAACAAAGACUUGAUUUAAUAAAUCACGGAUCCCUUUAUAAUGCCAUAGCAUUGUCUGUUGGAUAUUGUUUCUUAUGGUGUACUUAAUGUGUCAGAUCUCUAUUCUUGAUAUCAACAAAUCCAAGAGUAAACCUGAUGAAAGUGUUAUUUUUGUGUCUGUGCUAUGUUGUGGUGCAUUGAAAAAGAAAGGCGGGGGGGGAGGGGAAUCUAUGCAAAGUGCUGAUUUGGUUUAGUUUUUAGUUGUUUUUUUUUCUACUGCAGCUAUCAUGGCAUUGUUGCAGUGGCUUUUACAAAGAUGUCACAAAGUCUGUUUUUUUUCCGGUCUCCAU